Ostreococcus tauri is the source of this 1554-nucleotide messenger RNA. Its product is annotated as Breast cancer type 1 susceptibility protein (BRCA1). Gene Ontology annotation, molecular function: ubiquitin-protein transferase activity. The transcript has a single exon. Bases 1 to 1554 code for a protein of 517 amino acids. Gene Ontology annotation, biological process: positive regulation of transcription by RNA polymerase II; negative regulation of fatty acid biosynthetic process; double-strand break repair via homologous recombination. The record is from RefSeq and is a predicted model, not a curated record. Gene Ontology annotation, cellular component: BRCA1-A complex; plasma membrane; BRCA1-BARD1 complex. Lineage: Eukaryota; Viridiplantae; Chlorophyta; Mamiellophyceae; Mamiellales; Bathycoccaceae.
AUGUCUCGCGUCACCGGCGCCCUGGACGCCCUGGAUGAGCUCAGGGCGAAACUCACGUGUCCACUCUGUGAACGAUUAUUCACCUCCCCGGCGACGCUCCCGUGCGCGCACACGCAGUGCCACGCGUGCGCGACCGAGCACGUGGAUGCCAGAGGGAAGGGAUUCGUUCAGAGCGGAUGCGCGGAGUGCGGGGCCCCGACGGAGCUGCGGGAGGUGCAGGUGAAUCAGACGCUCAGGGAGUUUGUGGAGGCGUUUCGGGCGACAGAGGGAGAUUUGAGGGAGAUUUUAGCGAACAUGCGAGCGAUCGGACGGGAAAGCGGGUCGGGUGCGACCGCGGAGGCGGUGGAGACGGAGACGGAUGAACGAGAGCGAGGGAUGGAGGCGGAGGAUCCGGACGCGGAGAGACGGUUGGCGUUGGCGACGUGCGAAGAGGCGGCGGAGGAGAUACGGGUGAUCGAUGCGGAGCUAAGAGCGAUAGAGGAGCGGAUGCGAGCGUUGACGAGUGAAAGUGGUGAUGUGACGAUGGUGAACGCGGAGAUGGAGAUGGAGAUGGAGGAGGAGGAGGAAGACGCGACGCAGGCGCCAAAGUUUGCGUCGAUGAAUCUGACGCAGUUGCGAAAAGUGUACCGCGAUUUGUACGGUGCACCGGCGCCUCAGGGACGGAAGAAAGGGUGGUUCACGAAGCAUUUUACCUCGCUCGAUCCCGAGGUCGUGGCAUCGGCGCUGGUGUCGACGCAACCCGACGCGCCCGCCGCGGCGAAAAUAGUCGUCGCGUACAGCUCGAGUGCGAGACGACAGAGUGGGAAUCUGGAAGAAAUGUUCGCGCAGGCGGAGCGUAAAAUUAAGUCUAUCGAUCCCAAGGCGGUGUUCUUGGGUGUUAAGGAUCUUACUUCGGAGUGCACGCACUUGAUCAUGGAUACGGGGUCGUCCUCGCGAGACGUGAAGAACAGAACGGCCAAGUACAUCGAGGCUAUUGUGCGUGGUCUGUACAUUGUCCACAUAGAUUGGUUAGACGAUUGCGCAGAGCGCGGAGAGUUUGGUAACGAGGAGGCAUUCGAGCUGAAGGAUGCCACGAUCUCGGACGCCGCCGCGAAAGAUGCCCAGGAUGGCCCGCGACGAGCUCGCAUCGAUAGAGCGACGAAUUCACGCGGGCUUUUUCAUGGUAUAACGCUUCGCGUGAAGGGCUGCGGGCGUUCACUUUCGGUUUCGGCUUUAGAGAGAAUAUUGAAGCUCGCUGGCGCCACGAUCGUGCCCGAUUCGCCGAAUACGCCUCGCCGAUCUUUGCGAACACGCAAGUCAAUGCCAAACGCAGACCAGGUACCAGAUAGCGAGGACGAGACCCCGGAGAGCGAGACCCCGGAUGCGGCGAGUGGACGUGACGGCGGAUACGACGAGGAAACCGACGAAGAGUCGCACUGUUUGACGUUAGUUGACGAUACGACGGAAGAGAAGUCCGCGAAUGCGGUUCUCUGGACGUGGGCGCUCGAGUGCGUGUGUUGUUACGAGCUAUUGCCCACCGUGCGGUGGCGCGUCGGUGGCGACGCUGCCGCGUGA